Molecule: messenger RNA, 1879 nt
Organism: Cylicocyclus nassatus
Lineage: Eukaryota; Metazoa; Nematoda; Chromadorea; Rhabditida; Strongylidae
Source: the annotation of a GenBank genome assembly
AUGGAUUGGUUACGAGGACGAAUGUUCUUCGGAGGAGGUGGUUCGUCGAACGCAUCGUCUACUGACGACGAGGAACGUCGUCUCGUCGAACAACCAUCCACCUCUUCAACACGGAAGCGUUCUAUGAUGGGCGCGAAACAGUCGACACACGGAGAUAAUCAAGCCUACGAAGUUUCGCCAGUGGUAGAGACGUGUCCAUCACGCGCUGCUUCUGUAUCUCGCGGUGCUGGACCAAUGCCAGCUCCAGAUGGUCGCGCUAGAUCCGCCGGCCAGUAUAAAUCGCAAAAUCGGACUCUAUCGCCAGCACAUCCAGAUGCAGCGCCAUGCGCUUUGAUCGACAAGCUGCGGCCAGCAAAAUUCGAUUACAUCCUCAGCUCUCAGCAUAUGAUUGAUCGACAAACACAAGAAAUGCAUGCAUGGAAUCCAGAUGAUCGAUCGUUAAAUAUCUUCGUAAAAGAUGAUGAUUGCUUCACUUUCCAUCGACAUCCCGUUGCGCAGAGUACAGACUGUAUCAGGGGAAAGAUGGGAUAUUCAAGUGGAUUUCACGUAUGGCAGUUGGAAUGGCCUCAACGGCAAAGAGGAACUCAUGCGGUUGUUGGAGUGGCUACCAAAGCAGCUGCACUACAUGCUAUGGGCUAUACCUCUUUGAUAGGAACAAAUACUGAGAGCUACGGCUGGGAUCUCACACGAGGUGAAUGUCACCAUGACUCGAAGAACUGCAGUCCGUGGAAGUAUCCCAAAGAUAUGCCCGACCAUUCUCCUAUCCCUGACAAAUUUUACUGCAUUCUUGAUAUGGACGAUGGCUACAUGGCAUUUGCAACUGAUCAGCAUUAUCUCGGAGUUGCGUUCCGAAAUUUGCAAGGAAAGACUCUGUACCCUAUAGUUUCGGCAGUUUGGGGUCAUUGCGAGAUUACGAUGAAGUACCUCGGAGGCAUCGAACCAUCUCCCCGGCCUCUUAUGGACAUCUGCAGAAGAGCAAUCCGCGUUGAAAUGGGACGUCACCGCCUCCACAGGGUCAACGAGUUGAGAUUGCCGCCGCCGUUGAAGCGCUUCAUUGUGCCAGAAGUGCAAGGCGUACCGGAGGGAACUUCUCGCCCAGCCCGGUUUUCCUCUACGGGUCAGCCAUCCAAGCUCUAACUACCAUUUGUCGUUGCUCCUAUUCUUCACCAACGGAAACGCCUUACACAGUGCUCAUAAGUUGUGUGUUCGCCCGAAAUCUGCUAUUAUCAUUGGGUAUUUGAAUACUUUCGUUGCUUUGGGCCGCUACGCUGUUAGCUUUUCUAUGUUCACAUUUUUUACCUAACCACACCAUGUAAAUAACUGCAUAUAGUUUUAUUUAGAUUUAUAUGGUUGAAUGUAUAAUUGCUUUAUAUGUGAAAUCGUCACUGGUUUCACACUUUCGUAACUUGAAGUCUUUUAUAGCCCACUUUCAACCUCCCCUCGGUGAUCAUUCAUUCAUCCCUUGUCGUUUGAUCGAUACUCACUUUUUACAAUCGUUACCAUCUUCUAGUAAUCACAUUUUCACACAUUAGACAACAUGAAGUAGUACUAAUUCAAUAACUUUUUGCUUGAAAAAAUGCCAGAUACCUGUCAUAUUUUCAAAAGCUAUCUCCGACGGUAUUGCUCCCACACUUGAUUUCAUGCCUUCUUAGCCAGAAAAGGAAUUGUAUAGGAGUUUGUAUGUGAGAUUUGUACGCAUUUCUACCUAUCCACGUUCACUUUUUCGUUCUCACUUCAUCAGUUGUGUCCUCAAUCUGCUUUUGUUCGAUACAUGGCUAAUGUUCUACAAGUGGAAUUUAAGACUUCUUAUGAAGGACCGGUGACAUUUUUAUCAUUUUCUCUGUGUUUUCAAAUUGUAAAUCGCAAUAAAGUACUCUUU